CCAAAAAUAAAAUUGUCAAAAUACAAAUACCUGAUGACGUCAAAUUAUUCACUUGAUCCAUACCCGCCUACCCGGUUCACCAACAAUUGGGUUUUCUCCCAAUCCAUCUUCUAGGGUUUCUUUUUCAAAAUCUCUGAUUAUUAUCAUCAGUGGUAAGCACUAAUUCAAAGCUUUCACCUCUACGUACAUAUACAUAUAACAUACAUGUCAUUAUAUCUAUACAUAUUAUAUAUAUUGAUUGAUGGCAAGAACCCCACCUCAUAUCACUAAGUUGUUUCUUCGUAGACCAUCCCCCAAAAUCAUCCCACAAAUUAGGAACAUUGGAAAUGAUAGUCGUGAAAGCCCCAAAAAUGUUACUAAGGUUGUGAAACAGGUUUGUGAAACCAUUAGGACAAAACCCAGAUGGGAAAACUCGAUAUUAUUAGAUUUCCCAAAUGUUAGUUUUGUAGAUUCUUGUUUCUUGAAUCAGGUUUUUGAGUAUCAAGAUAACGCCUUUUUGUCGAUUAGGCUUUUGUAUUGGGUUAGUAGUACUUUUGGGUAUACCCCAGAUGAAAAUACUUGUGGGUUGAUAUUUAAUCAGUUGGUUAACAAUAAUGCCGUGAAAGUUGCGAAAGCUUUUCUUGAUUUUACGAAGUUUGUGCCGGAAGGGGAUGGGGUUGAGGCGUACGUGAGGUGUUUGUGUGAAUGUAGGAUGGUUGAGGAUGCAGUGAAUGUGUUAGAUGAGCUGAAAAUGAGGGGAGUUUGCCCGGGUUUGGAAACUUGGAAUCGUGUUUUACAGGCGUGUGUUAAAGAGGGGUAUGUUGAUAUUGUUUGGGAGUUGUAUGGUGAAAUGAUGGAGCUUGGUGUUGUUGCAGAUGUCGAGACUGUUGAAUGUUUGAUACAGGGGUUUUGUUUGGAUGAUAAUGUUUCGAAAGGGUAUGAGCUUUUACGACAAGUGUUGGAUGAUGGGCAUGUUCCAAACAAGGUUGUGUUUGGUAAGUUGAUAUAUGAGUUUAUAUUGGAUUAUAAGUAUACUAGAGUAUCUGCACUUCUUCAUAUAAUGAUUGCAAAAGGUAUUGUUCCUGAUCUUUAUACUUAUCAACAAGUUAUCCAUGGGUUGUGUCUUAGAAGAAUGCAACGUGAAGCUUUACGUAUAUUUGAUGCUCUUAAGGAUAGAGGAUGUCCUCCUGAUAAAACCAUGUACACGACAAUGAUACAUGGCCUUUGUAAAGCUAAAUGGAUCGGGGAAGCAAGAAAGUUAUGGUUUGAGAUGAUUCAGAAGGGAAUGGAACCAAAUGAGUACACAUAUAACACACUCUUAUAUGGGUACUUUAGAAUUGGCGACUUUAGAAACGCCCUAAACCUUUACAAGGAAAUGCACGACAGAGGUUUUAGAGACAAUUUAAUUGCUUACAACACCAUGAUUAAUGGCCUGUGUUUGCAUGGAAGAACAAUGAUGGCUUUCCGCCUAUUUAAGCGAAUGACACAGAAGGGUGUUCCUCGGGAUGUGGUAACUUACAAUUCUAUGAUCAGGGGUUUAUGUAAAGAAGGUAAGUUGGCCGAGGGUUUGAACCUCUUGAAUGAGCUAUUGGAGCAGGGGCUGCAGCCAUCAUCUGCAUCAUAUGGAUCCCUCAUAGAAAAGCUAUAUGAAAUGGAACGAAUAGAUGAAGUGAAAAAUCUUUGGGAUGAGAUGCAGGAAAAAGAUGUGGAACCCGCUUCUGUUUGUAUUGACGGCGAUGUUAUAAUUGGAUUGAGCAAGAAAGGAUAUGUUGCAGCAGGAGUAUACUGGUUGUCAUACAUUGUGAAGAAUCGGCUCAUACCCCAUCGGGAAACUUUUGAAAAGUUGAUUGGUAUCCUAUCACAAAAAAAUAAGUUAGAUGUUGGUUUGAUUGUUUUGGGUCCUAUGUUUAAGAUAGGCUAUAUACCAAGCUUCCGCCUGGAGGCAAUAUCCUUGAUGUGAGCUAAAAUUUGCGAAAAAGGAUUUUAAGUAGAUUAGUUGUAUCUUUCUAGAUUGGUUUCGUAAAGUUAUAUGUUAAAGGAAUAUCCUUGAACCAAGUUUUUUGGCUUCGAUACCGAUUAUUUUUUUUAAAAAAAAAUCGGUGUCAACACAAUUAUGUAUUAAUUCAGUUUCUUUGUAUCCUCUUUGGAUAUCCUGAAGAAUAAUAUAUGUUAUCAGCUCCAUGACUUUUGAA
This is a messenger RNA of Erigeron canadensis, 2171 nucleotides long. Its product is annotated as pentatricopeptide repeat-containing protein At5g18950. The transcript has a single exon. NCBI's taxonomy places the organism in Eukaryota, Viridiplantae, Streptophyta, Magnoliopsida, Asterales, Asteraceae. Gene Ontology annotation, molecular function: protein binding. The record is from RefSeq and is a predicted model, not a curated record. Bases 242 to 1939 code for a protein of 565 amino acids.